AUGUUUCCUUGGUCUUUUCCGUUCGGAUGCUUCCUUUGGUCUUUUCCGUUCGGUGUGAUUGUCAGUUACAGUCGGCUGCGUGGGCUUGAGUUUCGGCAAUGCAUUUCGGUUACGGUAUGCUCGAUGAGCUUCGGUAUGCUCGAUGACCACCACUGCGCUUCUCGAUGA
Messenger RNA from Schizophyllum commune H4-8, 168 nucleotides. RefSeq lists its product as uncharacterized. The record is from RefSeq and is a predicted model, not a curated record. Lineage: Eukaryota; Fungi; Basidiomycota; Agaricomycetes; Agaricales; Schizophyllaceae. The transcript has a single exon. The coding region runs from base 1 to 168 and encodes 55 amino acids.